Messenger RNA from Dreissena polymorpha, 1968 nucleotides. RefSeq names its product coatomer subunit zeta-1-like. NCBI's taxonomy places the organism in Eukaryota, Metazoa, Mollusca, Bivalvia, Myida, Dreissenidae. The transcript is spliced from 7 exons. The record is from RefSeq and is a predicted model, not a curated record. Bases 133 to 666 code for a protein of 177 amino acids. Gene Ontology annotation, biological process: retrograde vesicle-mediated transport, Golgi to endoplasmic reticulum; intracellular protein transport; intra-Golgi vesicle-mediated transport. Gene Ontology annotation, cellular component: COPI vesicle coat.
AAAGGGAAGUAAAUGUAGAAUAGAAUUGCAGUUUAAACAACAAAAUUAUUUUGCCGUUACGGAAAUAUCAACAAGACGCUUGCAGAAAUAUUCAAGCGUUUAGAAAAACAACUCCACGUCAAAACAAUCGACAUGGACUCGCAAAUUUUGGAGCCAUCUCUUUACUCAGUGAAGGCCAUCAUGAUUCUUGACAAUGAUGGUAACAGAUUGAUGGCAAAGUACUUUGAUGACCAGUUUCCAUCUGCAAAGGAACAGAAAACAUUUGAGAAAAAUCUUUUCAACAAGACUCACAGAGCAAAUGCCGAAAUUAUCAUGUUUGAGGGAUUGACCUGUGUGUACCGAAGUAAUGUUGAUCUCUUCUUCUAUGUGGUUGGAAGCUCAAAUGAAAAUGAGUUGAUCCUGUCUAGUGUUUUAAAUGGUUUCUAUGAAGCCAUCAGUCAGAUCUUGCGACGGAAUGUUGAGAAGCGCUCUCUGCUAGAGAACCUGGACGCAGUGUUCCUGGCCAUGGACGAGAUAUGUGACGGAGGCAUCAUCCUAGACUGUGACAGCUCCAGUAUUGUAUCCAAGGUCGCCAUAAGAACUGAUGAUAUUCCAAUAGGAGAACAGACAGUAUCACAGGUGAUACAGACAGCAAAAGAACAGAUCAAGUGGUCGCUACUAAAGUGAACAGGAUCAUAAAUUUAUUUGUUGUAUGCUAGAGAUGAAUAUGACCAACAUCUAGAAACAUUAUACUAUAUACUAUAUAUACAUCUAACCUGACAAUUUUAUAUAGGUUAAUUAAAUUACUAUUUUUUGUUUUUAAUGCAAAAAAGUCAAAGACACAAUCACUGCUUUCACCUACUUUAGAUUUUCAAACACAUGAAACUAUUGUUUGGUUGCAUGCAGUGACGUUAAAAGCUGUCAAAAUAAGUAUUUAUUCUCCUCCAAAAAAAUUUGGGGGAGCAUAUAGUCGCCGCUUUGUCUGUCCGUGUGUCCGUCCGUCCGUGCACAAUUUUUGUUCGGGCUAUUUCUCAACAAUUAAUGACCGUAAUUCAAUUAUACUUUAUGGGAAGCUUCAAUUACAAAAGGAGAUGUGCAUAUUAUCAGCUGGUUCUGGUUGGAUGAUUUUUCACAGCGUUACGGCCCUUUGAAAUUUUCCAUUAACUGUACAUAUAGUGCAAUUUAUGUCCCCCAACUACUGACUGGAAUUCAAUGAAGCUUUAUGGGAAGCUUAACUACCUCGAGGAGAUGCGCAUGUUCUUUGUGGGUUCUGGUUAGAUGAUUUAUUUAGAGAGUUAUGGCCCUUUGAAAUGUUUAAGUUGCUAAACCAUCCAUUGUAUUAUUUUGUCCAAAGUUAUGCCCCUCAAGACGUUUUCUUUUAUCUGAAUAUAUAGUGCAAUAUUGUGAAAAAGAAAACCUUUGGGGAGCAUCACCCGUCUCUGACGGUUUCUUGUUUAAACUUUGUUUUUGGUGCAAUAAUUAAAAGAAAAUUUAAAGAAUUGAUGUAAUGUCUUGAAAUUAUUGAUUUUUAGGAAUUAUGUUGUAUUUAAUUUAAAAAAUGUCAGGUUAGAAGUUCUGUUGAAUACAUGUAACUGUACAUUUGAAAUGAGUCACUGAAAUGGGAACACAUUAGUUGCAGCAAACCGUUAUAGCGCUGAACUUUGUCAUUUCAAAAUGAAAAACUUUACACCUAUUCCUUUAGUUAACUGUUUUAUAAGUCUUCUUGCUGUGUUUCAACUCCAAUGUAUCAGGAAAAAAUGUACAUUUUUAUGUCAAAAUAAUUAUGCCUAAUAUGGUAGUUUUGUCUGCAUUUUCUAACCCGAUCAUGGUUUACGAUUUCAAAAACAUAAAUUGUGAUUAUUCAUUCACAUCCCUUGUACAAGGGAUGGUCUUAAAUUAUUUACUUAUACAUGUAUAGCAGUUUAAAUGUCUUAUGUUUAAUGAAAUAAAAUGACAAGAAUGACCAAUAUAAAUGCUUUUUAUGACUGA